AUGCGGGGCGGGCGGUGCUGGCUGCUACUGGCGGCGCUGGGCUGGCUGCUGGCGGCUGGGGCCGCGGCCAGCGGCGAGUACUGCCACGGCUGGCUGGACGGGCAGGGCGGCUGGCGGGACGGCUUCCAGUGCCCUGAGCGCUUCGACGGCGGCGACGCCACCAUUUGCUGCGGCAGCUGUGCCCUCCGCUACUGCUGCUCCAGCGCCGAGGCGCGUCUCGACCAGGGAGCCUGCGACAACGACCGGCGGCAGGGCGGCGGCGAACCGGGUCGCCCCGGCAAGGACGGCCCCGACGGCGCGGCAGUGCCCAUCUACGUGCCAUUCCUUAUUGUUGGAUCUGUAUUUGUCGCCUUCAUCAUCCUGGGGUCACUGGUGGCAGCUUGCUGCUGCAGAUGCCUGCGGCCCAAGCAGGAGCCCCAGCAGAGCCGAGCCCCUGGGGGCACCCGUCUGAUGGAAACCAUCCCCAUGAUCCCAAGUGCCAGCACCUCCCGGGGCUCCUCCUCACGCCAGUCAAGCACUGCUGCCAGCUCCAGCUCCAGUGCCAACUCAGGGGCCAGAGCUCCACCAACCAGGUCUCAGACCAACUGCUGCUUGCCAGAGGGGACCAUGAAUAAUGUCUAUGUCAACAUGCCAACAAACUUCUCGGUGCUGAACUGCCAGCAGGCCACCCAGAUCGUGCCACACCAGGGGCAGUACCUGCACCCUCAGUACAUGGGCUACGCCGUGCAGCACGACUCGAUGCCGCUGACUCCAGUGCCCCCCUUCCUCGAUGGUUUGCAGGGUGGCUACAGGCAGAUCCAGUCUCCCUACCCGCACACCAGCAGUGAACAGAAGAUGUACCCAGCUGUGACUGUGUAG
This is a messenger RNA of Indicator indicator, 858 nucleotides long. It is a transcript of the gene SHISA2, whose product is annotated as shisa family member 2. The transcript has 2 exons. The record is from RefSeq and is a predicted model, not a curated record. The coding region runs from base 1 to 858 and encodes 285 amino acids. Gene Ontology annotation, cellular component: endoplasmic reticulum. NCBI's taxonomy places the organism in Eukaryota, Metazoa, Chordata, Aves, Piciformes, Indicatoridae. Gene Ontology annotation, biological process: negative regulation of fibroblast growth factor receptor signaling pathway; negative regulation of Wnt signaling pathway.